Struthio camelus australis is the source of this 1739-nucleotide messenger RNA. NCBI's taxonomy places the organism in Eukaryota, Metazoa, Chordata, Aves, Struthioniformes, Struthionidae. The record is from RefSeq and is a predicted model, not a curated record.
UCUUACUGUUCCUUGUUAAAGGCAGAUGAUGAGCACUAUAUCCCGCGAGCUGUACUUCUGGACCUGGAGCCCCGAGUUAUCCACUCCAUCCUGAACUCCCCUUAUGCCAACCUCUACAACCCAGAAAACAUCUACUUGUCUGAGCAUGGAGGGGGAGCUGGGAACAACUGGGCCAGUGGCUUCUCACAGGGAGAAAAAAUCCAUGAAGAUAUUUUUGACAUAAUAGACAGAGAAGCUGAUGGGAGUGACAGUUUGGAAGGAUUUGUGCUUUGCCACUCCAUUGCUGGUGGUACAGGCUCCGGGCUGGGCUCCUAUCUCCUUGAGAAGCUGAAUGACAGGUAUCCCAAGAAGCUGGUGGAGACCUACUCAGUUUUCCCAAACCAGGAUGAGAUGAGCGAUGUUGUAGUGCAGCCGUACAACUCUCUGCUGACACUCAAGAGGCUGACUCAGAACGCGGACUGCGUGGUGGUUCUAGACAACACGGCCUUGAAUCGGAUCGCGACGGACAGGCUGCACAUUCAAAACCCAUCAUUCUCCCAGAUCAACCAAUUGGUUUCAACCAUCAUGUCGGCCAGCACCACCACGCUCAGGUAUCCCGGCUACAUGAACAACGACCUCAUUGGGCUGAUUGCCUCGCUGAUCCCCACCCCCCGCCUGCACUUCCUCAUGACGGGCUAUACACCCCUCACCACAGACCAGUCGGUGGCCAGCGUGAGGAAAACCACAGUCCUGGACGUGAUGAGAAGGCUGCUGCAGCCUAAAAAUGUGAUGGUGUCCACAGGGCGAGACAGGCAGACCAACCACUGCUACAUCGCCAUCCUCAAUAUCAUCCAGGGGGAGGUGGACCCCACACAGGUUCACAAGAGUCUGCAGCGAAUCCGAGAGAGGAAGCUGGCAAACUUCAUUCCCUGGGGCCCUGCCAGCAUCCAGGUGGCUUUGUCCCGGAAGUCCCCCUACCUGCCAUCUGCACACCGUGUCAGCGGCCUCAUGAUGGCAAACCACACCAACAUCUCUUCGCUGUUUGAGCGGACGUGCCGGCAGUAUGACAAGCUACGCAAGCGGGAGGCCUUCCUGGAGCAGUUCCGCAAGGAAGACAUCUUCAAGGACAACUUUGAUGAACUGGACAACUCCCGGGAGAUCGUGCAGCAGCUAAUUGAUGAGUACCACGCAGCCACGCGACCCGACUAUAUUUCCUGGGGCACACAGGAGCAGUGAGUGCCCCGCCGUGGGACGGGAGGGUCUCACAGCUGCCUCCGCAUACAACGGCAGGGUUUCUCUCUGCUAUGCCCACGUUUAGCACCCCCCAGCGCUGCCCAGCUGUGGGCGGAGUAGUCAUACCUGCUGCACACACACACACUGCGUUCCUCAGCAGAAGUGGCUCUGCGAGUGGCAGCACUGCCCCUGGAGACCCUUGGCAGGGAGACAGCCUCCGCUCCACUACCUGCCCUGGCCCAGGACUGGACUGGGGCAGCUGCUCACUGUGCUGGUAGGGAUCCUCUUCCCAUGGGAGCAAGGGCUCACACAGAGGAGGAUGAGAGCAAAAUCUGGGGCCUGGGACAGGCCUGGUCUAAAGAGUUGGGCCUAGAAGACGCCUGCGGCCAAAGGCUCUGUGUGGCUGAGCUAGUCCUUGCCCUGGGCAGGAGCCUUGUUCCUCCUUUGCCAGGUCAGGCCUGGGGCACAGGCUCUAUCUAUAUUUUUGUAGGUUAUUUUGCUUUAAUAAAGGCUGUUCCUCCUCUGAC